UCUGAAUUCCCUGCAGUCCCAUUCCAUUCGCAUCAUUGAGCGGCGUGAUUCUUCGUCCAUGUGUGCUCGAGAGUUGGGCCAUUUGCGGAGUGCAAAUUCUCACAAAAUUAGGACUGAUAAUAUAACCAUAUACAGCUGGGUUAGUCUGUGACAUUGGUUGGCCGACGGCAGGAUCGAUUUUUGCUACACUAGGUUAAAGUGAGCCGGAGUGAAUUUUAAUCAGCUGGUAUCAGUUCGGUAGCAGUUUUUAUGUUUUCUGAUUGCAUGUUAUUGCACGAUGCUUAACAAAUUGCUACUUAGCAUACGUGUCCCUCGCCGACUGCUCGGUGGCAUCAAUAGAUACCUGCAUGAGAUUCCUUUAUCAAAGGACCGAUACGGUAUCAAGCGUGCACCGUUUUCCAGCAUUACAGACAAAGAUAUUCAACAUUUCCAAAACAUUCUUCCCGUUCAAAAUCAAAUACUACUAGGUCCGGAGGAAACGACCGGUUAUAAUCGCGAUUACUUCAGAUACGUCCGUGGACUUGGUACGAUUGUGCUGAAACCUAGAACUACCAAUGAAGUAUCAGCCAUAUUGGGCCACUGCAACAAGCGCCGAUUGGCUGUUUCGAUAUUCGGCGGCAACACCGGUGUCUGUGGUGGAUCGAUCCCCGUUUUUGAUGAAAUUAUUGUCUCCAUGGAAUUGAUGAACCGGAUUGAAGCAAUCGAUGAAUAUUCCGGAAUAUUAGUCUGCCAAUCGGGUUGUGUGUUGGAACAACUGGAAGAACAAUUGUCAGCUAAGAGGAUGAUAAUGCCACUGGACCUCGGCUCGAAGGGUUCCUGUCAGCUGGGAGGCAACCUAGCGACCAAUGCAGGUGGCAUUCGGUUGAUGCGCUACGGCAAUCUGCACGGUUCUGUGCUAGGCUUGGAAGCAGUUAUUGCUGACGGUACAGUGAUUGACUUGAUGUCAAACUUCAAAAAGGACAACACAGGUUAUCAUCUCAAGCGCAUGUUCAUCGGUUCCGAGGGGACACUGGGUGUGAUAACACGGGUGGCGAUCGCUUGCCCAACUGCUACCACAACACAAAAUGUACUGUUUCUAGGGAUGGAAAGCUACGAAGCAGUUCUGCGGACUUUCCUAGAGAGCAAAAUACGCCUCGGUGAAAUAUUAACAUCGUGUGAACUGAUCGAUCGUGUGUCAUUGGAAGUAACAGUUGAAUAUCUUAAGCACGCUGCUCCCAUCGGCAAUUUCCCAUUCUAUAUGUUACUUGAAACAACAGGUAACAAAAAGGAGCACGACGAUGAGAAAGUACGGGAGUUCCUGGAGUUUGCGAUUGGACGUGGCAUUGUUGCUGAUGGUGUUCUGGCCUGUGAGCCAUCGAAAGUUGAGAAACUGUGGCAGCUUCGCGAGCGAAUUCCGGCCGCAACAUACAGUAACAAUUUCUGUUUGACAUACGAUCUAUCGUUACCACUGGAAAGAUUUUACGACAUUGUACCAGCGAUGAGAGAACGAGUUGGUCAUUUGGUAAAAGUGGUUUGCGGUUUCGGACAUAUUGGUGAUUCUAAUAUUCAUUUAAACAUAGCUGGAGAUGUACUUACCAAUGAAGUUCAGCAACUUGUCGAUCCAUUCGUGUAUGAAUUCAGCCGGAAGCUGAACGGAAGUGUUAGUGCUGAACAUGGUAUAGGUUUAUUGAAACCAAAGUAUUUAAGCUAUUCCAAGUCUGCAGAAGCUAUCGCCCUUAUGAAACAGCUGAAGGUGAUGAUGGAUCCAAAAGCGAUUUUGAAUCCUUACAAAGUAUUAGUAUGAAUUUCCGUUAUAUUUACAAAUAUGUAUACGAUAUUACAAAUAGAAAGGAAUGUUACGUUUUUAACUAGUUUAUUUUCAAAAAUUACUCAAAAACUUCCUAACGAUAUUUAAAUACUAUGCAACAUUAUCCAAGCCGGUUUCCCUUGGC
This is a messenger RNA of Topomyia yanbarensis, 1931 nucleotides long. RefSeq names its product D-2-hydroxyglutarate dehydrogenase, mitochondrial (gene D2hgdh). Gene Ontology annotation, cellular component: mitochondrion. The transcript has 5 exons. The record is from RefSeq and is a predicted model, not a curated record. Lineage: Eukaryota; Metazoa; Arthropoda; Insecta; Diptera; Culicidae. Bases 278 to 1783 code for a protein of 501 amino acids. Gene Ontology annotation, molecular function: FAD binding; catalytic activity.